UUUAUAGAGCUAACUUUCCCUGCUCUCCUGAUAGCCAAGCACCCCUUAACUUGCCCUAUUUGAUGCUUGUCUGGCACCCCCUAAUGUUGCAGCCCUGGAUGUGACUGGUCUCCCCCUGCAAGCUAUAGCAGAAUGCAUCAUCGCAGGCAAUCAGUAAAGAGCUGAGUCCCAGCAAGCAAGGGGCUGCCUAUUCCCCAUUCAGCAACCUAUUGCAAUCUGACUGCCCCCCCCCACCCCCCAAAAAAAAAAAAAAAAAACAACACUCACACUUGCACUGAUCACAAGUGAUUUCUGCAUCAAAUUCCAACCCCUGUGCGAUCUCAUCGCUUCUUCUUCUUCUUUUUUUUUCUUUUGCUGGAUUAACUUCAUUUCAGCAGAUCCGUGCUCUGUUUGCUGGUCUCUUGUAUCCAGAGCCCCCCUUGUGCACUCUUGCAGCCCCUCUCCUGUUGUCUACAGCAGUCUAACCUUUCCUGUGUGGUCAUGGGUUGUACAAUGUCCUUCUUAUCCAGGCUGCCCAGAGCUGUGAAGGUUUUGUGAAGUGGAUGUCAGCUGGUGGAUUUAUGUUCCUGGAGGAAUAUUAGACACCCAAGGCAGGAGAAUCGGGGAGGAAGUCCCAUCCAGGAGGAUGCAUGCUCUAUACUGUGUGUCAGCGCUACUGCUCCAGUCCACCCUGCAGCUGGUGUUGUGUGCUAAUAUAUCAGGUGUUGGAAAAAUUGGAAGUUUAAAACCAGGAGGAUCCAUAUCCACACUUAAACAUAUAUGGACAGAAAGUAGCAAGGACUUGUCUAUAAGUCGACUCCUUUCACAGACUUUUCAUGGCAAAGAUAACCAAACCUCCUUGGAUAUGAGAUAUGACACUCCAGAACCGUACACGGAACAAGAGCUGUGGGAAUGGCUGAGGAACUCAACAGACCUGCAAGGACCACGUUCUAGGUCCAAAAGAAGGCCAAUUGUGAAGACGGGCAAGUUCAAGAAAAUGUUCGGAUGGGGGGAUUUCCAUUCCAACAUCAAAACAGUGAAGCUAAAUUUGUUGAUAACUGGGAAAAUUGUAGAUCAUGGCAACGGAACCUUCAGCGUUUACUUCCGACACAAUUCCACUGGUCAGGGGAAUGUAUCUGUCAGCUUGGUCCCACCAACCAAAAUAGUGGAAUUUGACCUAGCCCAGCAAUCGGUGAUCGACGCUAAAGAUUCUAAAUCCUUCAACUGUCGCAUUGAGUAUGAGAAGGUUGACAAGGCCACCAAGAACACUCUUUGCAACUAUGAUCCUUCAAAAACUUGCUAUCAGGAACAAACCCAAAGCCAUGUGUCUUGGUUAUGCUCCAAACCCUUCAAAGUGAUCUGUAUUUAUAUUUCAUUUUAUAGUACAGAUUAUAAACUAGUACAAAAGGUGUGUCCUGAUUAUAACUACCACAGUGAUACACCCUAUUUCCCUUCUGGUUGACAAUAAUAUGUAUGCAAGACUUACCUCUAAGGAAUUAAUAAAAGUACCGGGCUGGAUCCUUAACCCAAGAAAGUCCCAUCAAUUGCCUGGAAUGUGUCUACAAAUGAUUUAACUCUACAUUAAAAAAAAAAUACUUUUAUAUUGGAAAAUUUAUCAGAUGCAAUUUACUAUCCCCAAAUCACUACAUAUUUCAUUUACUAGAUGUAACCCACUGUGGAUAUAAAGCAAAAUACAUAUUGUAAGUGGUCGCUUUUCAAGAUCCUUGUUAAGAGAGAUUUCAUUGUCCAACCCAUAACAUUGAGUGACAAAUCUACAAGGAACCAAAAGGAUUAGCCAUGCUUAAAGCUUUCUUAAUACUUCAUAGUAUGGAGAUGUUACUCUGCUGUGCUAUGCUCCAGUAUACAUGGCUUAUACCUAUCUCUGGGGAUAACUUAGUGGAAAAUAAAAUAUAUUAGGAAAGUAUACUGAGAAAAAACAGAUAAAGUGUGUGAUAAUCGUGGAAAGCUUACAAAGGUUAUUAUCAAGAACCCAACAAAUGCUACUCUAAAAAAAAGGCACAAUAAUGAUAGUGAAUGAUGGGUAUUUGAGCCUGCUCCAGAUAAAGAUGGAUAGCCGUUUAAAAUUUUCAUGCUGGAAGAUGUAAACAUGAGACACUUAAAAGGAAUGCUCCAGCCAGCUGUAGACUCCAGUUUAGCUAUUUUGAUCGUAGAAAGCAAGACUGACGUCAAGACUUAGGACUCCAUGGUUUAACAGUCAGAAAUCUCUUCUUUAACAGUCUGUGAUUGACUGUGCUGAUCCAGAAGAGAAGAGAGUUUUGGCUAUUGUACCAUGCAGAUGUUUGUUGCAGAAUAGCUUUCAUUCAUUUCCAGAGACAGCUUAGCUGGAUCUAAAAGAAGUAUAUUGUUGUGAGGACGACCCCCACAAAACCCUUGAAUUUCCAAAGAUAGGUUAAAUAAAGGCUAGGUUCAUUCAAAACAGAUCAUUCUGUUUUGGUUGCACACUUUGUUCCCUGGUUUCUUUUAUUUUAUGAGGACUCUUAUUGAUACCUCCAAGAAAAUGUGUGGAAAAAAUGUGUAUGAUGGGGCAGACAGUUGGACCUAGAAACCUAGGUAACAUCGCAAUGGGAGUUUUCAUGAUAUAAAAGCAAAUAACUGAACAUAUCACACCUACUACUAGAACAGAAAAAUCAGCCUUUAGAGAACUGACCCUCUGUUUAAAGAAGCAAAAGCCUUCUCGUGGACACCAUGUAAAUUGCAAAUGGUGGAAAUCUUUAUGAAAAUUUAUUGUAUACUUCAAUAUCCUAGUCUACAUUUGUAUGAAUGGUUUGUAUUGUAUAUAGUUUAACCAGUGUUACUUGAGCAGCUUAUUAAUAUAACUAGUAAAUGUUUCUGCUUGUUAUUGGUUCAAUACAAUCAAAGGACUAUGAAGAGUUCAUGUUAAUUGAAUUAGCUGUAAACUUCAUGAAUACAAAACAAAGGACAUGAUUAUGUACAAAGCAUUUAUUCCGCUAAAGUAUUGUUGAAAAGCUGAAAAUAUACCACAUUGAAGUCUGUAUGCAUUUAGAUAUUUUAUUUCUGGAAAAAAAAUUGUAUAUAAAAUAAAAUUACAUAAAGUUGA
Messenger RNA from Rana temporaria (common frog), 3058 nucleotides. It is a transcript of the gene NXPH1, whose product is annotated as neurexophilin 1. Gene Ontology annotation, molecular function: signaling receptor binding. The record is from RefSeq and is a predicted model, not a curated record. The coding region runs from base 626 to 1441 and encodes 271 amino acids. The transcript has 2 exons. NCBI's taxonomy places the organism in Eukaryota, Metazoa, Chordata, Amphibia, Anura, Ranidae.